Messenger RNA from Erinaceus europaeus (western European hedgehog), 4497 nucleotides. It is a transcript of the gene TEF, whose product is annotated as TEF transcription factor, PAR bZIP family member. Gene Ontology annotation, cellular component: nucleus. Bases 280 to 1185 code for a protein of 301 amino acids. The transcript has 4 exons. Gene Ontology annotation, biological process: regulation of transcription by RNA polymerase II. NCBI's taxonomy places the organism in Eukaryota, Metazoa, Chordata, Mammalia, Eulipotyphla, Erinaceidae. Gene Ontology annotation, molecular function: RNA polymerase II cis-regulatory region sequence-specific DNA binding; DNA-binding transcription factor activity, RNA polymerase II-specific. The record is from RefSeq and is a predicted model, not a curated record.
CCGCAGUCUGGCCAAUCCGGGCCAGGAAGGCUGUGUCCACCCUUCUCUCAAAACAGGCCAAUCCCAGGCUGCGAUUCAGGGAACGCUGGCCCGGUCUCCUGAAUAAUUAAUAAGCCAGCUCGCGUCCGCGGGCUGGUUGGGGAUGGAUGGAGGCGGGGGUGCCGCCGAGCGCCUGCGCAGUCGCGGCCCACAGAGGCAGCUGCAGCGGGUCGACCGGCUCAGGCCCAUCUCGGGGGGCGGGCGGGGGAGGCGAGGCGCGCGAGGUGAGCGCGGGGCACGAUGUCCGAUGCGGGCGGCGGAAAGAAGCCGCCUGUGGAGCCGCAGGCGGGACCGGGGCCGGGGCGCGCAGCUGGGGAGAGGGGCCUGCCAGGCUCCUUCCCUCUGGUCCUGAAGAAGCUGAUGGAGAACCCCCCGCGCGAGGCGCGCCUCGAUAAGGAAAAGGGGAAGGAGAAGCUGGAGGAAGACGAGGCUGCAGCGGCCAGUACCAUGGCCGUCUCAGCCUCCCUCAUGCCACCCAUCUGGGACAAGACCAUCCCAUACGAUGGCGAGUCUUUCCACCUGGAAUACAUGGACUUGGAUGAGUUUCUGCUGGAGAAUGGCAUCCCUGCCAGCCCGACCCACCUGGCUCAGAGCCUGCUGCUACCUGUGGCUGAGCUAGAAGGGAAGGAGUCAGCCAGCUCGUCGACAGCAUCGCCACCAUCCUCCUCUACCGCCGUCUUUCAGCCCUCUGAAACCGUGUCCAGCACAGAAUCCUCCCUGGAAAAGGACAGGGAGACACCCAGUCCCAUCGACCCCAACUGUGUGGAGGUGGAUGUGAACUUUAACCCCGACCCUGCUGACCUAGUCCUCUCCAGUGUGCCAGGCGGGGAGCUCUUCAACCCUCGGAAGCACAAAUUUGCAGAGGAGGACCUGAAACCUCAGCCCAUGAUCAAAAAGGCCAAGAAGGUCUUUGUCCCUGAUGAGCAGAAGGAUGAAAAAUACUGGACAAGACGCAAGAAGAACAAUGUGGCAGCCAAACGAUCUCGGGAUGCCCGACGCCUGAAGGAAAACCAGAUUACCAUACGGGCAGCCUUUCUGGAGAAGGAGAACACGGCCCUGCGGACGGAGGUGGCUGAGCUGCGCAAGGAAGUGGGCAAGUGCAAGACCAUCGUGUCCAAGUAUGAGACCAAGUACGGGCCCUUGUAACCUGUACACCACCUGGGCGCCGCUGCCCGCUCCUCAGACCUCUUCAGGGGACUCCCUGAAACUCUGCACAUGCGUGGAGACUUUUGACUCGUCAUGGCGAUGGCAGUACACCUGCUCCAGGAGCAUUCGCAUUCAAGCUUCAUUAUCACCUGGCCAGCACAUGUGGUGACUUCCCAGGGGCUUCGAGGGAAUCUACACAGAUGGGGAUUCAGCCUUAGCUUCUAUUCUUGGAUCUCCUGGUGGAACCGGAAGGGACUUCCGAAGUGCAGAUCUCCCGUUUCACAGGGCGCUCCGGCUCCCAUUGACUUUCCCUCAGUUUCUAUCCCAGGUGUCAAAGCCUGCCUCCACAGGAUGAGUCGUGAUUGCAGUCACCCUUCUGUCUUCUCAGGGAGUGGGGUGCUCAGGCUGGGACGUGUCUGCGGUACACCUCACUGUCCCCAGAAAGUCUUUGAGAGAAACACCCACUCCCAUCUUCCUCAAAAGUAGAAAGGAUACCAGCUCUUCCACAGUGUCCACACUGGUGACAGGCCUCAGGAAUGGGAACUCUGCACAGCCUAGGAGGGGGUUUGGGCCUGGGGCCCGCAUCAGAAGUACAUGUGCCCAGUCUUAGCUCCCUUUUCUCUUUUGGCACUGAGGCCUGAAGCCUGGGAGGCAGCCCUGGAAGAUGAGCUUUCUCUGCAUGUCAACUGUUCUGGAGGAGAACUCUUGAGUCUCUGAGUCCUACUCCCCAGAGCAGAGGGAGGCUUUUUUUCUCUCCCCUCCUCUCGGUUAUUUGUGGAGGUCAUCUGAAUCUCUGGUUUCCAGUAGACUGCAUUUCUAGACCUGGUAAUUUGUUUCACCAGGAGCCAGUCUCUGAUCUUAAAAAGGAAAGCCCCUCGUCUAGGAAGCUUCCAGAGCCCAGAAUGCACCUUCUACGUGGUGUCUAGAAAUCACCCUCCUUAGCCCCCUUAUGCUAUAGACAGGAGAAAUGGGACAUGUUUCUUGAGAAGCUCCUUUUUUCCCACUUGUGCUUUCUCUAAUGUGGGUCAGGCCAGAGUCCACACUCCCUGAAGGCAGAAGAGGGCUUCCUAGGUCUUGCUUCAGGAUUCUGUCCCAUGCAAGCUACCCAGAGGGUACCAGCAGAGGGUGGGGACACCUGGUCAGAGGCCCCCAGUGUCUCAGCACAACUCUUGUGGAACAGCAGUCUCUUGGGACAUUUACACUGGCUAGAGCUCCCUCAGUCAGGGUCCCAGGAGAUAUCAACCACCCACAUUGGUUGCCCACCAUGGUAUGGUGGGGAGGGUCUUUAUAGCUGUGACUUCACUUCCUCACAGCUGUCCCUUCCUCCUUGUCCAGUGGGACUACUCUCUCUGCUUUGCCCCCAACAUCAGUUGAGGAAUCAUGGACUCUUCUGCUUACUGUGGUCAUCUGGGCACCAGAAGAUGGGUAUGUUUUUGUUUUUUGCUCAGGGCAAGCAACCUAUGAAGAGCGGUCAGAGGUGACAGGUGCACUUUGUCAUGUCACUGACUGUAUUUAAAGUGGUGGUUCUGGGUCCCGGUUCCUGACCCCUAAGACUUUUCAUUAUAAAUAUUAAGACCACAGGGAUGCCACCCACUGGCUGUGGACCAUCCCCCAGGGAAUGCCACGGCCCUCCGGGGACCUGCACACCUGCCUUUCUGGGGAACUUGACAAGGGUCCCUGAGGCCAAGGGAGAUCACCCACUUCCUCCAGGCCCCUGACUUUUACUUUGUGGUUCUAUAAAAACCGUGUACACACGUUCCACUCUAUUGUACCGCAACAGAGCAGUUGCAUCCGGCAUGUCAGUGUCCUGCUCUGGGCAGCUUGCCCGCCCAGCACUAUCCCUCUGGUUUGUUCACCCACCAGGAGGGCACUUUUGUUAUUGGUAGAAGAGCCUUCAGCUUAAAAGCUCUUUAUUUUCUUUGGCCAGAAAGUGUCUGGUUUGUGGUUUUUUGGGUUUUGUUUUUUUUUAAGCUAGAUAUUUAAUCUCUAGUUUGUCUCUGUGUGGGAUGAUGGCCUGAUGUCUCUCCUCUUUGUUUCACCUUCUGCCUAUUUAGUGCUCUCCCCUUCUAAACCUCCCCCAACCAGGCAGUAAGGUGUCUGGUUCCUUCUCAAAGUGCUUACUUGGAAGGAAUGCAGCUGCUGGCCUCUUUUAGAAGAGGCCCUUUGAGUCAGGAGCCUGGUAUGGACAGAAAGAUGUCCAUGGAGAGAGAUACUUGGGAAGAAGGAGGGCUCUGGUUAGCUUGUCUCCUUAUGGACCCAAGCAUCAAGUUCUUACAGAAAGAGAGGGUUGGUGUCUGCUCAUUUCCUGUCAUGAAAUUUGGAGUCUUCUCAACUCCCUCCUAGACCUCCAUUUUGGGGCCCACAGCUGAAGGCUGAGGCUGCUGUGCUCAGAUCUUUGACAUCUAUAAAAAAACACUUGAGGCUAGAGAAGCCAACAUAUAGGGCUUUCUGUGGGCUUGUGAUGGGCUGGGAAGUGCUACCCCUUCCCAAGGGUCCUGGUCUUCAGCUUCCCAGCAGCCCCAUUACAACCUCAGAACAGACAAAUCAUAACUGAGCUAGAAUGUUGCAAAUAUACAUAUAAUAAGGUUAUAUCUAGAUGAAGAAAUAUGAGUAAGAGAUCGAGCUCUCAGAACGCCAACAGCCAAGUGGAGGACCUAGGUAAUUCUUACCCUUGACCAAAGGAAGACAUUUAUUUGCCUGACUGGGUCCUGAGGUUUGGAAGGCACUUAGCAGAGAAGCUUAACUCUGGUGAAGCACCGAGGGACUGCUGUGUCCCUGAGGCGGGUGACAGGUGUGGGAGCUGGCAGAGUGGGGCCACUCUGUGCUGGGCAUAUCACCCAGUGCCCUGAGAGUUCUGCUCCACAUCAUGCAGAGGGCUGAGAGCAAAGCCCCGCCCAAGCUCCCUUCACAUCUGUUAAUUAAGUGCAAUAAAUUUUUCUAGAAAAUGGCAAAGACGAUUUCCAGGUGGAUAUUGCUAUCUUACGGUGUUGGUGGAUGCCAGAACACCACUUGGCUUUAUUUUUCUAAGUGCAUGUGAUGUGCUAGAGUGUGUGGGGCUGUGUCCUCCCCUGGGAACUGGCAUUCCAGCAUGCCCUCUCUCCUUUACUUUUGUUGGGAGAAGGUAGCAAGAAGAAAAUCCCUUCUUCCCAGCUGGAGAGGGCCUAAGUGGAGAGUAGCCCAUUGGCCUUAUGUGCGUGUGUGUGUGUGUGCGCGCGCGUGUGCGUCACUGCUGGUGGGCCGGAGUGAUGUGAUGGGGAGGGAAGCUGGGACUGUAUCCUUUUCAAAACAAAAUUAAAUAUUUUGAGACGAGAA